This is a messenger RNA of Drosophila kikkawai, 2340 nucleotides long. RefSeq names its product vacuolar protein sorting 51 (gene Vps51). Gene Ontology annotation, biological process: lysosomal transport; endocytic recycling; retrograde transport, endosome to Golgi. Gene Ontology annotation, cellular component: GARP complex; membrane; EARP complex. The record is from RefSeq and is a predicted model, not a curated record. Lineage: Eukaryota; Metazoa; Arthropoda; Insecta; Diptera; Drosophilidae.
UUUACCAACACAGAACCACUAAAUUUUUUUACUGCAAACGAAAACAAAUUUUUUCACUAAUAAACUUUAAUUUAUUAAAUUAGUCUUAAGGAAAUAAGGUCUAAAUAAUGGCGGAACAUCCUUUUGACAUGGACAGCUCCAGUUUCGAUGCGGAAAAGUAUCUGGAGAGGCUGCUAAAGGACUGUUCCCUUAAACAAAUCAUGGACACGGAAGCAGCGGUGGUCAAGGACACCCAAACCCUGCACUCGGACAUGCAAACUCUGGUCUACGAGAACUACAACAAGUUCAUCUCCGCCACGGACACCAUACGCCGCAUGAAGGACGACUUCAAGCAGAUGGAAACGGAUGUGAAUCUCCUAAUGACCAAGAUGCAGUCCAUCACUACGUUCAGUGAGCAAAUCACAGGAACCCUGCAGGGCACACGCUCUCAGCUGUGUCGCCUCUCCGAGAAGCAUUCCCUGCUGAAGCGCCUCCAGUUCCUGUCCACGCUGCCCGCCAAGCUGAAAUCGCUGAUUGAGGAGCAAAACUAUGCACAGGCUGUGCAAGAUUACCUUCAUGCCCAGAAGGUGUUUGCUCAGUAUGGACGACAGCCUUCCUUUGAUGGCAUUCAGCGAGAUUGUGAUGCUAUUAUGGCGGAUUUGAAGGAGCGAUUGAGAAAGGAUUUCCAACGAGCAGGGAAUACGGCACAAUCCCUGACGGAGAUUGGAGAACUGCUGUUGCAGCUGGACGAGAAGACCUCGGAUCUGGCCAGUGAAAUGCUGACCUGCGCUGGGAAACGUCUUCAUGAACAGAUAGUGAUGCUGCAGGAUCAGACCGAACGGGAUAUGCUGGAGUUUGUGGACAUGGGCAUAGAUGGUUUCCUUAAUGAUCUGGCCCUGGUGGUGACCUCCUACUUUGAUAUGUUUGUGGCCAAGCAUUACGAGCAGGAGCGCGACGACUUCCAGGAGAAUGCUUUACAAGAGCUCAACAUCUUCCUCAACGCCAAUAUAGACAAGUAUCUUACGCUCGUCCAGGAUCGUGUGGAGUCUGACAUAGGCUAUGGCGAUACUCAGGUGAUGCUGCGUGCUUUGGAUCGCCUUCAUCGCCGCCUGCAGGCCAUGAGGAAUAUCUGCCGGGGCUUGGAAGUGCAACGUAAUACAGUUUCUAUAAUUAUUGGAGCUGCCCAUCAGCUGUGCGAUGCCCAUGCCAAGAACCUCAAGGAUCACUUUGCUGAUAGCCUGAGUGCCGUGAGACUUUCCCUGGUUUCCGCCAAGAGUGAUGCUGCCACUGGACUGAAUCUGAGUGAUUUGAUUAGCAAUUUGUAUGUGGCCAUGGUGGAGAAGAUCAAGGGUGUGCUGCAGGAUCUGCUUAUCUUUCUGCGCACCGAUUGGUCUUUUAAUAUCAAGGCGGAACACAAGGGAGCCUUGUGUGUGGAGGGUAUAAGAGAGAAUUUGCUUAUAGGGUUCCUUCGUCACAUAGCCAAGGUGAUGUGUGGCUUUGGUGAAGCCUCCAGCUCCAGUCCACCCAAUCUGCUGCUGGUGCUGUCCAAGACUUGUCUGGAGUUGGAGCAGCAGGGCGUGCAUAUACUGAUUGCCCUUGUGGAUGAUCUCUAUGAAAUCGAUUCAGAGAACAGUGCCACCUUAACCCAUGAAACGGAGAUUUGUGCUGAAAUGAGGGAGACUGCCCAGGCCCUCCUGGAUGCCUAUGUCCGCCUGCAGGGCACCAAUAUCUCCCAAAUGCUGCGCAAAAGUGUGGAAACCAGAGACUGGCUCAAUUGCCUGGAACCCAGAUCCGUGAGAGCCGUGAUGAAGCGCGUGGUGGAGGAACUGGGCAGCAUUGAAACCGUGGUGGCCAGUCUGUAUGAGGCCACUUCUAAUACAGCUACGGGUUUCCGCACCACAGCCAGCAGUGAUUCCAGCCGAAAGACUUACUUUAGCAACUUUGCCUCCACCUCCAAGCCGCAGUAUCGUUCCAAUUGGUCCAACUAUACGCCCUCGCAGCUGGAGUCUAGCUAUGUUUCCAACAUACAUCGCUUGUUCUCGGAGCGUGUGGAGAUCUUUACCUCGGUGGAGUUUACCAAGGCCUCGAUUGUGAUGGGCAUCAUUAAAAUUGGUCUCAAGACUCUUCUGGAGUGCGUGAGACUAAGAACCUUUAGCAAAUAUGGCCUCCAGCAGAUCCAAGUGGAUGCCCAUUAUCUGCAAAUGAAUUUGUGGCGUUUUGUGAGCGAUGAAAACCUGGUAAACUUUCUCUUGGACGAAAUCCUGGGCUCAGCGGUUCAACGCUGCUUGGAAUCGGUUUUAAUGGAACCAAAUGCUGUGGAAAUUAUAUGCGAAAGGGGUUAGUAUUUAGGGUUUCCUUAAA